Messenger RNA from Chenopodium quinoa (quinoa), 557 nucleotides. RefSeq names its product 40S ribosomal protein S30. The coding region runs from base 149 to 337 and encodes 62 amino acids. Gene Ontology annotation, biological process: translation. Gene Ontology annotation, molecular function: structural constituent of ribosome. The record is from RefSeq and is a predicted model, not a curated record. Lineage: Eukaryota; Viridiplantae; Streptophyta; Magnoliopsida; Caryophyllales; Amaranthaceae. Gene Ontology annotation, cellular component: cytosolic small ribosomal subunit; ribosome. The transcript has 3 exons.
UAACUGCUUUCAAAACCCUAAAGCCCAACUUACAAUUUCAUAUCAUUGAUUUUAAAAUCUCUUCUCAAAUCUGAAACCCUAAAAAUCCUAGCCGGCGCAUUUAAGGAGAAAGCAAAUCCGAAAGUAGCAGCACCAGAACAACACAACCAUGGGAAAGGUUCACGGUUCAUUGGCGCGUGCCGGUAAGGUGAGAGGUCAAACCCCAAAGGUUGCUUCACAAGAUAAGAAGAAGAAGCCACGUGGCCGCGCUCACAAGCGUUUGCAGUACAAUCGCCGUUUCGUUACUGCCGUUGUUGGAUUCGGCAAGAAGAGAGGACCCAACUCAUCAGAGAAGUAAGAGGUUGAAUAGCAGAAUGUGAAGUUAUGCAGCCAGUCUUCUUAGGAUCUCUCAGUUUCACUUAAAUUUCUUUUUUCUUUUAUAUUAGUGCCCUCAAGUAAUGUACUUUGUGUAUUCUUAAAUGACUUGUUUUUAUGGUGCUAUUUAAUCUUUAACUCUGUAGCUGGAUUCAUCUUUCCCUAUACUUCGUAAUAGAAACAAUUUUGUCCAUCUGAUAUCA